AUGGCUGACAGCGCUGGAGAAUGGUGCCUCAUCGAGAGCGACCCCGGCGUGUUUACAGAAUUGAUAAAAGAUUUCGGUGUGGAUGGCGUACAGGUGGAAGAAUUAUGGAGCUUAGAUGAGGAUAGUUUCAAAGAUUUAGAGCCAGUUCAUGGGCUUGUAUUUUUAUUCAAGUGGGUGAAGGACGAUGAACCGGCAGGGUCUAUUGUUCAAGAUAGCCGCCUGGAGAAAAUCUUUUUCGCUAAGCAAGUUAUAAACAAUGCAUGCGCUACACAGGCAAUUUUGAGCAUUUUAUUGAACGUCAGUCACACGGAUAUAAACCUGGGACCGACUUUAUCCGAUUUCAAGGAGUUUGUCGUCUCAUUCGAUGCCUACAACAAGGGUCUAGCUCUUAGUAAUGCUAGCCAGAUCCGUACCGUGCACAAUUCAUUCGCGCGGCAAACUUUAUUUGAGCUGGACAACAAGAAUGCGGCCAAGGAGGAUGUAUUUCAUUUCGUCGGAUACGUUCCUGUGGAUGGGCGGCUGUAUGAGCUGGACGGUUUGAAAGAAGGCCCGAUCGAUCUUGGUGCCGUGGGACCUGGUCAGGAAUGGCUGAAAGUUGUUCGUCCAAUAAUUGAAAAGCGAAUGCUUAAGUACAGCAAAGGAGAGAUCCACUUCAAUUUGAUGGCAAUCGUGUCUGAUCGGCAACAAAUCUACCAGCGCCAGAUCGAUCAGUUGCUGGCAUCUGAGGAUGUGGAAAUGGAAACCGAUUUGAAGCAAGAAGAAAUUGGUCGAUUGAGAAUGUUGAUGGAAGAUGAAGCGGUCAAGCGUAAGCGGUAUAAAACUGAAAACAUCCGGCGUAAGCAUAACUUCCUUCCGUUUAUCGUCGAAUUACUUAAAACACUGGCUCAAAGUGGCCAGUUGAUGCCGCUAUACGAAAAGGCAAAGCAGCGCGCUCUUGAACGAGAAGCUACGAAGUCGAAACAAUCAUAAGAUGGUUGAUUUCGGUUGAGCAUUUAAUUGAAUAAAAUUUUCUUUCUCUAGUUGCGAUGAAUCAUA
Molecule: messenger RNA, 1035 nt
Organism: Anopheles nili
Lineage: Eukaryota; Metazoa; Arthropoda; Insecta; Diptera; Culicidae
Gene: Uch-L5
Product: ubiquitin carboxyl-terminal hydrolase isozyme L5
Exons: 3
Coding region: 1-969 (322 amino acids)
Biological process (GO): ubiquitin-dependent protein catabolic process; protein deubiquitination
Cellular component (GO): cytoplasm
Molecular function (GO): cysteine-type deubiquitinase activity
Source: RefSeq, a predicted model, not a curated record